AUGUGGGGUGAGCAGAGUGAAAAAUCCGCCCCCUUCGUGUGGAAAAAGAAACUCGAAAAGCAGGGAUUAAAAGACAUCUCACGACGCGAGCUAGAGGCACUGAAUCGCAAAACACAGCUAGAGAAUGUUAUCGAGUUGGAAAAGAUUAAAAAGCGUCGCCUGGAACGUGAACAUCAGCAGCAACAGCGUGAAGAUGAUAUGUACCUUAUGCAGCGUUCGAAGGAAGCGGCCCAGUUUGAUGAGUGGCAGCGUCAGGAGGAAACGUUCCACCUGGAGCAGGCAAAGCUACGCAGCAAGAUCCGCAUACAGGAUGGGCGUGCUAAGCCGAUCGAUCUGCUCGCACAGUACAUCUCCGAGCAAAACCUGGAGGAAUCGAUCGAGAUGCAGAUGCACGAACCGUACACCUACCUGAACGGGUUGAGUUUGGACGAUUUGGAAGACUUGCUGGUUGACAUCAAAGUGUACAACGAGCUCGAGAAGGGAAAGAAUUUGGACUUUUGGACGGAUUUAACCAUCAUCGUUGAUGAUGAAAUUCACAAACUACGCAAGGUGGAAGCGGAAAAACAACGCAUUGCAACGGGACGGCGUGAAGGAAUUCAUCAGAGUGUAGCGAAGGAUGUGACACAGAUUUUCCGUGGCAAAACUGCACAACAGCUGGACGAGCUCAAGAAGAAAAUUGAGGACAAAAUCAAUAGCCAGCAGGAUGGGUUGGAUAUCGGGUAUUGGGAGAGUUUACUUUCCCAGCUCAAGGCACACAUGGCUCGGGCACGGCUUCGUGACCGUCAUCAGGAGAACCUUCGCAGCAAGCUAGAGCUGCUAAAGAAGGAGCAAGAAAUGCAAGUAAAGAAAGAAGAACUAUCAGACGAUGAAGCAGCGGGCCCAUCCGGAGUAAGUAGUAAAACCGGUGAACAGGCUGACGAAUCAUCUAUGGACAGUACAGCGGUUCAAUCUGAACCGGAAGCAGGACCAAGUAAACCCGCCGACAAUCACGAAUCGGACAUAUUGAACGAAUGUUUCGAGAUGUACAAAAAAGGUGGCUACGAACCAAAGUAUCUACAAUCGGCCGAUCUCGAACCCGGGAUCGAAAUCAUCACCGAAGAUAAGGACGAAGAAAUAUUGGACCUUUUGCGGCAGAAGGUGUUGGGUAUCAAUCAAGAUGAAGAACUUUACUCUCGGGAGGAGAUGUUACUGCGCAAGGAAGCACGCCGCGGUAUGGACAAUGAUGAAGCCGAAUUUUCCGUGGAAACGCGUGUCGACUCACAGGUGUACCUGUGGUCGGACAAAUAUCGACCACGAAAGCCGCGCUACUUCAAUCGCGUUCACACCGGGUUCGAGUGGAACAAGUACAACCAGACGCAUUACGAUAUGGACAAUCCACCGCCGAAGAUUGUACAGGGAUACAAGUUUAACAUCUUCUAUCCGGAUCUUAUUAACAAGCACACUACACCACAGUACUUCCUGACGCCUUGCUCGGAUAAUGGAGACUUUGCAACGUUACGGUUCCACGCGGGGCCACCGUAUGAAGAUAUUGCGUUUAAGAUCGUAAAUCGCGAGUGGGAAUUUAGCUACAAACGUGGGUUCCGUUGUCAGUUUCAGAACAAUAUUUUCCAGCUUUGGUUCCAUUUCAAGCGCUACCGGUACCGUCGUUAAGCUGGAAUAGCAUUUAAUAUUAUUCUAUUUUAACGGAAUGUAAUUGAAUUGAUUAA
Molecule: messenger RNA, 1706 nt
Organism: Anopheles maculipalpis
Lineage: Eukaryota; Metazoa; Arthropoda; Insecta; Diptera; Culicidae
Gene: cactin
Product: cactin
Exons: 1
Coding region: 1-1650 (549 amino acids)
Biological process (GO): mRNA cis splicing, via spliceosome
Cellular component (GO): spliceosomal complex; cytoplasm
Molecular function (GO): protein binding
Source: RefSeq, a predicted model, not a curated record